This is a messenger RNA of Photinus pyralis (common eastern firefly), 2314 nucleotides long. It is a transcript of the gene MED15, whose product is annotated as mediator of RNA polymerase II transcription subunit 15. Gene Ontology annotation, molecular function: transcription coregulator activity. NCBI's taxonomy places the organism in Eukaryota, Metazoa, Arthropoda, Insecta, Coleoptera, Lampyridae. Gene Ontology annotation, biological process: regulation of DNA-templated transcription. The transcript is spliced from 6 exons. The record is from RefSeq and is a predicted model, not a curated record. Bases 235 to 2175 code for a protein of 646 amino acids.
AAUAGUUCUAGUCACGCAGUAGAAAUUAUGUGGUACAAAAUAUCUACUAGUGAACCCGCAGCGCAGAGACUGCUGUGGUCUACGAGUAAAAAUCUCGUAGAAAAAUACUCUAUGUAGGCUGUGGUGAACCGUAAACGUAGGUAGUUUUCCAAAGAUUUCCUCAGCAAGUAAUUUCAAACUAUCAAGAAAUCAAAAUUUCGUUUUCUAAAGUAUUGCCAGGAUUGAUUAUUUAAUAUGACUGACGAUUCUUGGAGGACUGCCACUUUCAGGCAGAGUGUUGUGUCGAAAAUUGACGAAGCAAUUCGCCAGUCACGUAUGCCUACAUCACGUAACAGCAUGGAAAUGGAAAAUCAUGUAUUUCAGAAGGCAAAGACAAAAGAAGAGUACUUGGGUUUUGUGGCAAGAUUGAUUCUACAUGUUAGAGAAAUGAAUACCAAAAAGGGAGGUGAAAUGAACGGUCCUGGAUCAGUACAAAGUGGUCCAGGCAUGCCGGAUCCUAUUAAUGCCUUGCAAACUUUAGCGAGCCAAGGCUCGCGCAAUAAUCAAAUGAUGGGAAUGGGAGGACCUCAGCAGCAAGUACAGAUGGGCGGUCCUCAGCAGAUGCCGCCGAUGUCGGCCACGAAUUUAUUACAAACUAUAAACAGAGGUCCCAACCAAGGAAUGGGAAAUAUGCAAACUAGACCCACAAUGGUAAUGGGCGGUAAUGGCCCCAUGGCAAAUCAGAUGGGUAAUCAACUCCCCGGACAAAUGGGCGGUCAAUUAGGUGGACAAAUUGGGGGGCAAAUGCCGGGACAAAUUUCUAUUUCGACUAUGGCGCAAAUAUCUGGACAAUUACCAAAUCAGUUGCAAAAUCAGCUCAACAGUCAAAUGCAGGGUCAAGUUAACAACCAAGUGCCAAAUCCUCUUCAAAAUCAAUUACAGAACCAACUCGGGCCCACAAUGCAAGGACCAAUGGGAGGUGCAAAUCCGAUGUCUAAUCAACUACAAAACCAAAUGCCCAAUCAACUUCCAAACCAAAUGCUUGGUCAACUUCAACAAAUACAACGCAAACCCGCAGAUAAUAUCAUAAUGAACGCGCCCAAUGCCGGUUUUCCACGUAAUUCCACUCCCACUCAAUUUCUCCGUCAAAGCCCAACACCUUCUGUUCAGUCACCCGCAAACUUAAGUGGUCCUCCGCCGAGCAAUCAAAUGGUUGCCUCUCCAGCAUUAGUACAUUCGCCGAGCUCACAAAUGAGUUUAAUGCCCGGUCCUCAACGAUCUGUAGGAAUGGCACCUAGUCCGAGCAGUUCUCUGAAUACUCCCGGCCAGCCUGGUCAGAGUCCAAUGGGAAUGCAGGAGGAGCAAGCAUAUCGCGAGAAAGUCCGUCAGCUCAGCAAGUACAUUGAGCCCCUUAGGAAAAUGAUUGCUAAAAUGGGCAAUGACGCACCUAGUCACAAGAAAUACGUUCCAGAUGUGGAGAAGUUAAGCAAAAUGAAGAAACUGUUAGAAAUACUAUCGAAUCCUUCCCAACGCAUGCCCUUAGAAACUCUUAUUAAGUGUGAAGUAGUCUUGGAGAAACUGGAUUUUAAACGAGGGGACGGAAGUGUUGCACCUCCUGCUCACUCGGUCACAUUCAAAGAACAUCACUGCUUUACUCCGCUGUUAGAAGCAGUUAGCAACAAUCUGCAGUCAUCCGUUAUCAACCACACUCUUCAUCGAACAUUUGGACCGACACUCGAAGCUCUCUUUGGUCCAGAAAUUCGACUAGUUCCAUCACUUAAAAGGAAGAGGGUGGAAGAACCCCCCAACGAAAUUCCUGACGUCUUGCAGGGAGAAAUAGCUCGUUUAGAUCAACGUUUUAAAGUUUCAUUAGAUCCCUGCCAACAACCAGGUUCGAAAUCAAUUCAGUUGAUAUGCGGUUUGGAAUGCAAGUAUCUUCCGUGUGUCCCUCCUGUCUCAUUAAUAAUACCUGAAGACUAUCCGAAAAGUUCUCCAAAAUGUUACAUGGCUCCACACGAGUAUAAUGCCACUCAGUUUCUCUCAGCCGUGCAAACCGCACUGUUGGCGAGAAUAAAGAAACUUCCAAAGCAUUUUUCAUUAUCACAGCUACUUGAUACAUGGGAGAUGAGUGUGAGGCAAGCGUCUGCGCCAUCUCACGUACCAAUAUCAACAACUACUCUUUUAAUGGGUCUGUAGGUUAUGGAAUUUAUCGAAUUUAAAAUUAAAAUAAUAAAAUAUAAACUGUAAGUGUGCGUUUACAAUGAACGUAUACGUAAGCAUUUCAUUAAACGUAAAAAUUUUGCAAAGUUGAACUGUAUAGAAACAUACGAAGGUG